Molecule: messenger RNA, 642 nt
Organism: Symbiodinium sp. CCMP2592
Lineage: Eukaryota; Dinophyceae; Suessiales; Symbiodiniaceae
Source: the annotation of a GenBank genome assembly
AUGACUGCAGAGAGAUACAAGACGGGAAGGAGGCGAUGUGCUGGCGUAGCACUCACUCUAGCCGUAUGCCUUGCCUUGGGCGAGAACGCUUUUCUGGAAGCUCCAGGCCGCUCGAUUGCUGAUGGUCGUCACCACAGCCGAAGGAGGCUUUUCGAGCUAGGCGCCGGUGCACUGCUUUUCCCUGCGGAGGGCGCUAAAGCACUUGGUGUCGCCUUCGAUUAUCGCGCGUUGGAUGAGAUUCAAGAACCAACCAGGAAGCCUGUGGGAGAUGUGACCUCCGAGAAGGCACAGAAGGCGAUCGGCCUGAUCAAAGAGUGCCGUGAAAAGAUCAAGUCCUUAUUGACGAAGUUCACGGCGAAUCCAGAAGUCGAUUUCACCCCGUACUUCGAUACGCAGCCUGACAAAAUCCGCGCAGCCAUGGAUGACAUCUAUGAUCUGCUCGAUCAGGACUCACGGCCGGACGCUGAGCGCGUGGGCAGAAUCAUGCUGGCUGCACGAUACAACAUCAUUGGGGCAUCGUCUGGUGUGAACAACAUGAAACCCGACAUCAAUAGAUUGGUCCCAGAAGAGCAGGUGAAGUACAACAACAAGAUGGUGGAUUUUCUGCGAGCUGCAGAUCGAUUACUUAAGUACGUUUCUUGA